GUCCGGCUCCUAAAGCGUCUCGACAUGAACUUGAUCAGUCUGCUGUCCUGCCUCAGCCUGGUGCUGGCAGCUGCUGCCGCCCAGGCUCCUAAACCCUGUACCGUUCCACCGCUGAUGACUGGAGGCAUCACCGUGAUGGCCAAGAACAUGUUAUCCACAGGAAAAAUAAGCUAUGAUGCUUUUGCUCCGAGGAUGCGGGUUAGAAACUACGGUACUAACGGCAACGAGACCUUUGCUAUGGACCAGCUGAUGCUUUUCAACAAGAAAGUCUAUUACGAGAUCGACUGGAGCAAGUUCACUUGCAAGAAGAAGGCUCUGGAUGCCAGCUUCAUUCCCAUCCAAGUGCCUCCUGAUGCCAAACUGAUGGGUCAGGUGAUUAUGGGCUCCUCCUCUUCCUGGGGAAUGGGUGUGCUCAUCAACACUUGGUAUGGAAGCCUCCCCCAGAACGGUAUGUACACAAGUGUCUUCACUGAAACUGGCUGCAUCCCUAUGACCUUCACUAGCUACACCCCAGAAUCUGGAUGGAUCACUCUCAGCACAUUCAACUGGGUAUUGGGACUCUCUGACGCCAUGGACUUCAUUCCUCCUUUCUUCUGUAACAAGUCUAAACUGGAGGAGACAGAGAAACCAGAUACUGUCUUCACUGCCCUGCAGUCUCUGGCCAUGAAGACCAAGAAAGUGGAGUAAACAUUUGGAGAGUCAUAUCAAAAUAAUCACAAAUCUGCUUCCUUCAACGCAGCAGAACUAAAUUUUAACUCAAAUGAUCUAGUACGAUUAUAAUAAUUAAUACGAUUGUUUUAACCUGCUAUGCCACAAGUCAUUUUAACACACUUUUGACAUCUUUCUCCACCUUGUGUUGUCGUAAUGGGGUAAAACCCAUCCGCCUCACUAUUUGGGAUGGCAGGUUAAAGGAAGAACAGUAAGAUUGAUUCUGAGAUAUGACACUAAAAAUUAGAGGUGCACAGUGAGAGUCAACCUGGAAUAACAACUUAUGUAGCUGCAUUCCUGCUAUGUAUUGUAUCUCUGUCAUCGUCUUCAAUAAAAUAAAAUAAAUGCAU
Thunnus maccoyii (southern bluefin tuna) is the source of this 1058-nucleotide messenger RNA. Its product is annotated as ependymin-like. Lineage: Eukaryota; Metazoa; Chordata; Actinopteri; Scombriformes; Scombridae. The coding region runs from base 25 to 687 and encodes 220 amino acids. The record is from RefSeq and is a predicted model, not a curated record. Gene Ontology annotation, molecular function: calcium ion binding. Gene Ontology annotation, cellular component: lysosome; extracellular region. Gene Ontology annotation, biological process: cell-matrix adhesion. The transcript has 6 exons.